AUGACAAAUAAUAAUGAUGAUUUGUUACUUCAAUGGUUAAAUGAAGAAAUUCUGUUAGAUAAUAAUGAGAUUACCGACGAAGAAUUAUCGGACGACGAAGACAAUAUUACGAAAGGUAAAGAUUUUUUUUCUGUGAUCGAUAAUAAUCCAUCUGAAGAACAUAUAGUGACAAAUGAAUUAGAAAUUGAAAAUGGAGAUAAACCCGAUUAUUCACUUCCCGAUGGACCCGUUGAUGGCAAAUUCUUGGGGGAAACUGCUACGUCAAUAUUUUUGGAAUUUAUCGAUGGUUUUAUUGAUCAACUUUUAUAUCAAACAAAUUUAUAUAGUAUUCAAAGAGGACGUCCUUUGAAUAUAAAACGUUUUGAAAUUCUCAACUUCAUAGGUAUAAAUUUUUUAAUGGGAUACAACAAACUGCCAAGUUGGAAACAUUAUUGGGCAACAUCUGAUGAUCUAAAUGUUUCCUGUGUGUCAAAUACAAUGAGCCGUAAUCGAUUUGAUAAUAUUUUAUCAAAUCUUCAUGUUCAAGACAACUUAUUGAUCCCAAAAAAUAAUAAAGAUAAACUGUUCAAACUUAGGCCUUUGAUAAAUUACUGUAAUGAAAUAUUUUCUACAUCUUACCACGGAACGAGGGAACUAAGUAUUGAUGAAUCGAUGAUUAUUUUUAAAGGUCGUAAUUGUAUGAAACAAUAUAAUCCUCAAAAACCUAUCAAACGCGGAUAUAAAAUAUGGUGUUUAUCUGACCAAAGGGGGUAUAUAAAAAACUUUAGUAUAUAUCAAGGUAAAGAUGAGCAAUUAUCUGAUGAAUUUGAGUCAUUUGGUUUGGAAAAAUUAAAAGCGGAAAAUUCACUAGCAUGUGGAACAAUCCGAUCAAACCGUAAAGAUGUCCCGGAUUUAGCUGAAGAUAAGAAAGCGCCUAGAGGUUCAUCAGAUUAUCGCAUUACAAACACUGGUAUUGGUGUUUACAAAUGGAAAGACACCAAGUAUGUUAUGUUAGCAUCAAAUUAUCAUGGUUCAGAAAUAACAACUGUUACAAGAAAGGAUAAUUGUGGUCGAAAAAAAGAUAUUCUAUGUCCACAAGUUGUACGUGAUUAUAAUUGUUAUAUGGGCGGUGUAGAUCAUGCUGAUCAACUUAGAACAACUUACGGUGUUAACAGAAAAUCAAAAAAAACAAAUUUUAUGGGUAUUAAGUUCAGUUUUUAA
Molecule: messenger RNA, 1200 nt
Organism: Acyrthosiphon pisum (pea aphid)
Lineage: Eukaryota; Metazoa; Arthropoda; Insecta; Hemiptera; Aphididae
Product: piggyBac transposable element-derived protein 3-like
Exons: 4
Coding region: 1-1200 (399 amino acids)
Source: RefSeq, a predicted model, not a curated record